This is a messenger RNA of Daphnia magna, 2565 nucleotides long. RefSeq names its product BTB/POZ domain-containing protein 9 (gene BTBD9). The transcript is spliced from 13 exons. Gene Ontology annotation, molecular function: protein binding. The record is from RefSeq and is a predicted model, not a curated record. Bases 161 to 2131 code for a protein of 656 amino acids. Gene Ontology annotation, biological process: adult locomotory behavior; modulation of chemical synaptic transmission; circadian behavior. NCBI's taxonomy places the organism in Eukaryota, Metazoa, Arthropoda, Branchiopoda, Diplostraca, Daphniidae.
AAAAACAGAAACAAAAUCUGACGACGACUCUUCGUGAUCAGAUAGCAAAAAAUAGAUCGCAGUUUUGUAAAGUAGAAGAGAACAAUAAUAAUUUCAAGUGAUGUGGUGUUAUUAUGUAGAAAUAAAUUUGUCGCAAACUGCAUAAGAUAAGAAUUCAGAUAUGAGCAGCCAACAGCAGUUAGGUCUUGUUGCCCCACCACUUGGAUUAGGGGAAGUUGAUCAUGUCCGAUCCUUGUCAGACAACUUAAACGCUCUUCUUCUGAGUGAUAAUUACCAGGAUAUUACCCUUAUUGUUGAAAACCACAGAAUUCCUGCCCAUAAGAUCAUCUUGGCAUCAAGAAGUGAAUAUUUCAGGGCUUUGCUAUUUGGUGGCUUGCUGGAAAGCCAAAAAAGUGAAAUUGAGCUAAAAGGGAUUAGUGCUGCAGCUUUCCAUGUUCUGCUCAAGUACGUCUACACCGGGUAUGUCAGCCUUAGCAGUAUGAAGGAGGAACUUGUGAAAGACCUGUUGGGUCUAGCACAUCAGUAUGCUUUUCCGGAAUUGGAGCAGUCUGUUUCCGACUACUUAAAAUCUAUUCUUAGUCAAACCAACAUGUGUUUGGUAUAUGACGUCGCCAACUUAUACCAAUUACGCGCUCUUAUGGAAGCAUGCAGGCAAUAUGCAGAUAAACAUGCAACGGAUAUUCUCCAAAGCGAAGCAUUUCUUCAGUUAUCACCAGGAACGCUCUGUGAUCUUCUUCAGCGCGAUUCUUUCUGCGUCACUGAAAUAGAAAUUUUUCGCGCCGUUUUGCGCUGGUGGCAUCAUAACAGCUAUGACGAUUGUGUCGUGAAGGAAGACACAACCAAUGAACUCAAUUCAGUCCUGAAGUCUGUCAGAUUACCCCUAAUCACGCUCUCCGAACUCCUAAAUGAAGUACGGCCAAGUCAUUUGGUAUCCAGUGAUGUUAUCCUUGACGCACUGAAAUUUCGGACUGAAUCUCGCGAUUCAGAUCUCCCUUAUCGUGGCCAAUUAAUGCCUGAAGUAAACGUAGCCCAUUCAAGACUCGGGGCCCAGGUUUUGCAAGGAGAAAUGCGCACCGCACUUUUAGAUGGCGAGACUACUAAUUAUGAUAUGGAACGGGGCUUCACGCGACAUCCAAUCGAAGACGGUAACGCUGGUAUUGUAGUCCGACUUGGACAGCCUUCUAUCAUAAACCACAUAAAAGUUCUGCUGUGGGACAGAGAUAUGAGGUCAUACUCAUACUUCAUCGAGGUUUCCAUGGAUCAGCGUGAUUGGGUACGGGUAGUUGAUUACUCAAACUAUCAUUGCCGCUCGUGGCAGCGUGUCUAUUUCCCCCAGCGAGUUGUACGCUUCAUCAGGAUAGUUGGAACCCACAACACCGUAAAUAAAGUGUUCCAUGUUGUUUCUCUUGAAGCAUAUUACUCACCAGUGGUCGUCCGACUGGAAAAAGAGCUAAUAGUGCCAAAACAUAAUGUUGCCACAAUCCAGCUUUCUGCAUGUGUAGUAGAAGGUGUAAGUCGAAGCAGAAACGCAUUGCUAAAUGGAGACACAAAAAAUUAUGAUUGGGAUUCUGGCUAUACUUGUCAUCAGCUGGGAUCAGGGGCGAUUGUCGUUCAGUUAGCCCAACCAUAUGUCGUCAGCUCAAUGAGGCUUUUGCUUUGGGACUGCGAUGAUCGUCGAUAUAGUUUUUAUGUUGAAGUGUCGACAAAUAAUCGCGACUGGAUUACGGUUUGUGACAGGAGUCGUCAGCCUUGCCAAUCAUGGCAAAGUAUAAGCUUUGUGCCACAACCGGUUGUCUACGUAAGAAUCGUUGGAACUCAAAACACAGCAAACGAUGUUUUUCAUUGUGUUCAUUUUGAAUGUCCUGCUCAAGAGGAUGGAAAUGGAUUUGAAGAGUUGGUGGGUUCAACUCCUCAAUUACCUGUAGACGCACCGUUAUCUAACCCCAGUCCCCUAGUAGUAGCCGAUGCUACUACCCCACCUGUCCCACCACCAUUACCCGAUCAUUUCAGCAAUUUUAAUCCGAGGCCACUUGAUCGUGAACGCCGUAACCUAGAGGAGGAGGAAGAAAUCAACCUUCCAAUCAGAUUUACAGUUGGAUCACUCACUUCGCAGCGCAGUCCAAGACAAUAACAAUACUAUUUGAGGCUCUUCUUAAUUGCAUGAACGUUUGAACGGUUUUUAUUUGCCUCAACUAGGUAUUGAUCAGCUGGUUUUCCGACUUUGUCGUGAAAUACCUAAUGCUUCUACUACGCCAACAUGUCAAAAAAGCCUAGUGCUAUGGUUGUUCGAACACACCAUGCAAAUGGAAUUUGGUUCCCAUCCCUGAUAUCGCUAAAGUAGAGGCAGAGGCUAUAAUACUCAUUGUGAUGAUCGAAGUUGGUUAGUAGACUUGGAGUAAGGAUUCGAAUUGGCAAUGAAUGAGCCUAGCUUUUAGCUAAAGCUAUCCCCCAGUCGAUAAUGCUGGUCUCUUUGUUCGAGUUUGUUUGAAAUUGGUGCUGAUGUUCUAAUAAUUUAUAUAUGUAGAAAGCCUAUUGUUUAAAAAUAAACAUCGUUUGCAUAGUUAA